AUGGCAGACAAAUGUACCAGAAAGAAAAUAGUGUCAGUCUUCGAAAACUUUCCUGAAGAAAUCAUACAAGGAAUCUUCGUGAAGUUGCCAAUCAAAUCUUUAGUCCAAUGCACCGCAGUGUGCAAAUCAUGGAGAUCUCUAAUCAUAAGCUCUACCUUCAUUGAUGCCCAUCUCAGGCGCAUAGUCCAAUCCAACAAUCAGACCAACGUUUAUGGCCUCUUUCUACUAACAGCAUGUACAUCUGAGAAGCUUCUUUUCUCGUUGCAUUUGGACAACCCUGCAUUCGAUGAGUACACCAAGCUCACAAGUCCACUCAUUCCUUUGUUCAAAAAGAAACUAAGAAAGUACUCAGAAAAGGAGAGCGAUUUCUAUGUUGCUGGAACUUGUAAUGGCCUGGUGUGCCUUGCUUCUAAAUAUACCACAAUAAUUUGGAAUCCUUGCAUCAGAAAGUAUAUGGUUUUGCCUAGGCCAAUUACUCUUGGCUUCGAAUCUGACUGGGCAAGGUGCGACUUUGGCUAUGAUUCACACACCAAUGACUAUAAGGUUUUGAGAAGUGUGAACAACUUUUAUGGCAAGCGAACUGCAUGCGAGGUUUGGUCGUUAGCUAGAGGUUCUUGGAAGAUUAUCAGUGCUGGUGUUGUUCCAGCGUACUUUAGACCUCUUGAUUAUUCGGAUAGAGGAUAUGAUGUUUCCUUAUCAAACAAACAUGCUUUUGUCAAUGGAGCUUUACAUUGGAUUCCAAGCCCCAAAGGGUAUCCCGAUGAAGUCAGAUAUAUUGUUUCUUUUGAUCUGUUCAGUGAGCGAUUUGCCAAGAUAAUGAUACCAACGGCCUCUGAAAUAGCACAUGUUUCUAUUUUAAGAUACAGGGAGUCUCUUGCCUUGUUGGUUCAGAGUUCGGAGAAAUUGCUCCACUUGUGGGUGAUGAAAGAGUAUAGUGUGGUGGAAUCCUGGACUAAAUUAUCAACUUUACCCUUGCAAGAACGUAUCUGGUAUCCACUUGGUUUUCGGAAAAGUGGUGAAGUAUUGCUCAACAUGUACCCUUUUGGGGUGCAAUUAGUAGACCCUAACACCGGACAAAUUACAAGUGAGCUAAAUCAACGACGGAUGUACAAUUUCAUGGAUUCUUUUGUGCAGAGCCUUCUCUUGUUUGACCAACCCAAUGCAAUAUGUUACUAA
Messenger RNA from Rosa chinensis, 1176 nucleotides. Its product is annotated as F-box protein CPR1. The record is from RefSeq and is a predicted model, not a curated record. The transcript has a single exon. The coding region runs from base 1 to 1176 and encodes 391 amino acids. Gene Ontology annotation, molecular function: protein binding. NCBI's taxonomy places the organism in Eukaryota, Viridiplantae, Streptophyta, Magnoliopsida, Rosales, Rosaceae.